CUGCUCGUUCUCAACCUCACGUACGCUCCCAGCCCAGGAGUCCGCUCCUCCCAGGCACAAGCAAAGCAGCCGCUCGUGGAGCUUCCCGGUGACCCUCCCGACAGUGUGCUCUCUGCUAGUGGCUCCAGCUCCUUCACCCUCUCCUUCACUCCAUGUGCUCAUUAAUCUGAAAUUGGUUGGGGAUUUGAGCUGGGAUGGAUCCUGCUUGUGUUUCAGAAGGGGAUAAUUCAAAGAACCUGCAUAAAAUAGAUGUUACCGUCAACUCUUAUUUCGCCGUUCUUGAUGGUAAAAAGGUGUACAAUCGGGGCAGAACAAUAAAUUUGGUUGUGAAUCCAGAACACUAUACACUUAUUGAUUUAGAGAAAGAUGUGGAUUCAUAUUUCAAAUGGGGUAGCUGCCAAAAGCCAAUUUUCUGGGUUGUUGAAAAGGGUGACAAAUGGCAAUGUAAGUUGACUUCAGAUGCUCAGCUUAGUGACCUGGUAAGUUCAUUCGAUCUGGUGAAGUUAUUUAUGACAAUGGGAAGAUGUAAGGAGGGAGAGGAGACGCUGCAUGUUGUGACCGAUGUCCAUAUUAAAAAGGCCUGCUGGGAGACCAAGGAAGCAGAGAAUUAAGGCUAGUGGAGAGCCAGGAAAAAGAGGUCCAUAUCAAUGUAAAAGGUGCUUCAAGUUUGGACAUAUAGAGAAGGGAUGCAAUGCAACUCAAGCUGAACUAGAGCAGGAGCUUCCACCAUCUCGUCCAAAAAAACAAAAAAAGCAAAGCAAAACCAAAUCCGAAGCUUAUGAAAACUCCACAAAAGGUGCUGAGCCAUCAAACAUUGAUGUUGAUCCAAAACUAACUUCAAGCCCAGGUGUUACGACAAGAAGGAUGGUGUCCCUCUCUCCGGCAAGAGCAAGUCCAUGUGUUACCACAAGGAGGAUGGCGUCCCUGUUUCCAACCAGUCCGGGUGUGACAACAAGAAGGAUGGCAUUUAUCUCACCUGGAGGAAUCAACCGCAGGCUUAUCAUUGAUUAGUUGUAUUAGUGCAAUGUUAGCAUGUACUGUAACUUAGUUUAUGACAUGCUCCAUGGCUAGCUUUUGGGCAUUUGUCUAGUUACCAUGUGAACUAGGGUCUCUGUGAACUAUGAACAGCUUGUAGUCUUAUGCCAAGUCGUUAUGCACGGACAAAAUUAGUAUUAUAUCAUAUUUUAAUGUGUUUAUGGCC
This is a messenger RNA of Zea mays, 1201 nucleotides long. RefSeq lists its product as uncharacterized. The record is from RefSeq and is marked predicted. NCBI's taxonomy places the organism in Eukaryota, Viridiplantae, Streptophyta, Magnoliopsida, Poales, Poaceae. Bases 562 to 1011 code for a protein of 149 amino acids. The transcript has 4 exons.